This is a messenger RNA of Physcomitrium patens, 5510 nucleotides long. RefSeq names its product ferredoxin-dependent glutamate synthase, chloroplastic. Gene Ontology annotation, biological process: ammonia assimilation cycle. The record is from RefSeq and is a predicted model, not a curated record. Gene Ontology annotation, molecular function: glutamate synthase activity. Lineage: Eukaryota; Viridiplantae; Streptophyta; Bryopsida; Funariales; Funariaceae.
CAAUUUGCUCCUUACCACACACUCCCUUCUCAAAGGGACACCCUUGCUACAGACUAAGGAGCCUUCCCCUUCUUUCCUAUCACUCCCUAUCUUCCAUCUCUCACCUCUCUGCUGGUCCCUACUUGCGUGCGAGGCACUUCAGCUGAAACUGUUGUUGCAGCCACAGAGCGAAUUGUCUCCAGUGCAGGAAGGAGGGUGAGGUUUGUCUUUGAGGUUGUGGAAGGGGGUUAUGGCAUUGGCAACCAAGAGCUGCUUGGUUUCUCCCUUGCUGGCUGAAAAAAGACCUACCGUUGCUGCCUCGUCAUCGAUCAAUUCGGUCACCGCCUCCAGCGCGCAUAAUCGGCUGUCAUUGUGCACCAAGCUCAGAUUGACUGACCAUCUUCGCUACUCGGAAGUAUUUGGGAUCAAGGUCAGAAGCUUAAAAAAGAAUGGAUGGAGGUCCUGCAGGAAUUCUCAAGGCUCCGGAUGGUGUAUGAAACUGGUGGCGAGUGCGGUCAAAGACGCCAGGCAGUAUGAGGUGGCGAACUUGGACGAUAUUUUAGCAGAACGCGAUGCUUGUGGAGUUGGAUACAUAGCCAGCUUAAAGAAUGAGGCUUCUCACAAGAUUGUUAAGGAUGCACUCACAUCUCUCGGCUGCAUGGAGCACCGAGGUGGGUGUGGCGCUGAUAAUGAUUCGGGAGACGGAGCUGGAGUGAUGACAAGUAUUCCAUGGGGUCUCUUCAAGAAAUGGUGCAAGGAACAAGGCUUGCCAGAAAUUGAUGAGUCCCACUCUGCCGUCGGCCAGGUCUUCCUUCCCAGAGACGAAUCCUUGGCAGCAGCUGCUAAAGCAGUUGUGGAGGAUGUUUUCAAGAAGGAAGGAGUUGAAGUCCUUGCCUGGCGUCCAGUCCCCGUCACUGAGUCCGUUGUAGGGCACUUUGCCAAGAUCACUAUGCCAAGGAUCGAGCAGGUGUUUGUAAAGGUAGCUGCCGAAGAUGCCAUGGACGAUAUAGAGCGGGAACUAUAUAUUUCUCGAAAGUUAAUUGAGAAGGCCGCCUCCACAGAGCCAUGGGGUGAAGAUUUUUACUUCUGCUCGUUGUCCAGUCGGACCAUCGUUUACAAAGGAAUGUUACGGUCUGAAGUGGUUGGGCAGUUCUACGAUGAUCUCCGUAACGAGGACUAUGUUACUCCUUUUGCCAUAUAUCAUCGUCGGUUUAGUACCAACACCACUCCCAAAUGGCCUCUUGCACAGCCCAUGAGAUUCUUGGGCCACAACGGAGAGAUCAACACAUUACAAGGGAACUUGAACUGGAUGCGAUCGCGUGAGGCUACCAUGGAGUCUCCAAUUUGGCGAGGUCGUGACAACGAGCUUCGUCCAUUUGGAAACAUCAAGGCAUCAGACUCUGCAAAUUUGGAUAUGAUAGCAGAGUUGUUGAUGCGAAGUGGGUACAGCCCAGAGGAAACUAUGAUGAUGAUGGUUCCUGAAGCUUACAAGAAACACCCUACGUUGAUGGUAAAGUACCCGGAGGUUGUGGACUUCUAUGAAUACUACAAGGGCCAGAUGGAAGCUUGGGAUGGACCUGCUUUGCUUCUCUUUAGUAAUGGAAGAACAGUGGGUGCAUGUCUGGAUCGAAAUGGUCUUAGACCCGCUCGGUACUGGCGGACAAAGGACGAUCUCAUUUAUGUAGCUUCGGAAGUUGGAGUUCUUGAUAUCGAACCUUCAAACGUGACAAUGAAAGGCCGAUUGGGCCCAGGAAUGAUGAUCUGCGUUAACCUGGAAACUGGAGAGGUUUAUGAAAACACUGAGGUUAAGAAACGUGUUGCAAAUGCGAAACCAUAUGGAGAGUGGUUGAAGGCAGGGAGCCAAAAGUUGGAGCCCGUAGAAUUCAAGGACAUGGUUAUGUACAGCGCUGACAACUUAUUGAAGCAUCAGCAGGCUUUCGGUUACUCAAUUGAAGACGUUCAGAUGAUAAUAGAGAGCAUGGCUUCAACUGGAAAAGAACCUACAUUCUGCAUGGGAGAUGAUACUCCAUUGGCUGUUCUCUCAGAGAAGGCGCAUUUACUGUAUGAUUACUUCAAGCAGCGCUUUGCUCAGGUUACAAAUCCUGCAAUUGAUUCUCUGAGAGAAGGACUGGUUAUGUCUUUGGAAAUGAACCUGGGCAAGCGGGCGAAUCUUUUGAACGCUGGUUCCGAGAACGCAGCUCAGGUCACUCUGUCUGAUCCUAUUUUGAGCGAGGGUGAGCUCGCUUCCCUUGAAGCUUCGGAGUUACUGAAACCAACAAUUCUACCAACAUUUUUCGAAAUUGAUGAUGGAAUUGAGGGGUCUCUUCAAAGAGGGUUGGACAAACUCUGUGAAGCUGCAGACGAGGCAGUCCGAUCCGGUUCCCAGUUGUUGAUCCUCAGUGAUCGAACUACUAAUAUGGAAGCUACAAAGCCGGCCAUUCCAGUGCUACUGGCAGUAGGCGCAGUUCAUCACCAUCUUAUUUCUAAUGGUUUGAGAAUGUCAGCGUCCAUAGUUGUUGACACCGCUCAGUGUUUCAGCACACACCACUUUGCUUGUCUCAUCGGAUACGGUGCAAGUGCCAUUUGCCCGUACCUUGCUCUUGAGACCUGCCGUCAAUGGAGAAUGAGUCCCAAAACUGUCGCCUUUAUCAAGAACGGAAAGCUUCCAUCUAUCACUGUCGAGCAAACCCAGAAAAAUUUCAAGAAGGCAGUCAAGGCUGGUCUAUUGAAGAUCCUGUCCAAAAUGGGUAUCUCUCUGUUAACAAGUUACCAUGGCGCCCAGAUCUUUGAGAUUUACGGUUUGGGUCAAGAUGUGGUAGACACAGCAUUCCGUGGAAGUACAUCUCGUAUUGGUGGCUUGACCAUGGAUGAGUUGGCCAGAGAGACAGUGUCAUUCUGGUCGAAGGGUUUCACUGAAGAGGCAGCCAAAAAGCUUGAGAAUUUCGGUUUCAUUCAACUUCGACCAGGAGGUGAGUACCAUGGAAACAACCCCGAGAUGUCGAAGCUUUUACACAAAGCGGUUAGAGAGAAAAACCAAAGCGCAUAUGCCGUGUACCAGGAGCACCUUGCUAACCGACCAGUGAAUGUCUUGCGUGACCUUCUCGAGUUCACAAGUGACAGGCAGCCAAUUCCUAUUGACCAGGUUGAAGAUGCAUCCGGCAUCAUGGAGCGAUUCGUGACAGGUGGCAUGUCCCUUGGGGCCAUAUCUCGUGAAACACAUGAAGUUAUCGCCAUAGCCAUGAAUAGAAUAGGUGGCAAGUCGAACUCAGGUGAAGGCGGUGAGGACCCCAUAAGGUGGAAGCAUCUGGAUGAUGUGAAUGACGGCCUAUCGGAAACUCUUCCCCACUUGAAGGGGUUAGAGAACGGCGACAUUGCGUCCAGCGCCAUCAAGCAGAUAGCAUCGGGUCGGUUUGGUGUUACACCAUCCUUCCUGGUCAAUUCAGAGCAACUUGAGAUUAAGAUCGCUCAGGGUGCCAAGCCAGGAGAAGGGGGUCAGCUUCCCGGAAAGAAAGUCAGUCCAUACAUUGCUACACUGAGGAACUCGAAAGCAGGAGUUCCUCUCAUUUCUCCGCCUCCCCAUCAUGAUAUCUACUCUAUUGAAGAUUUGGCUCAAUUGAUCUUCGACCUUCAUCAGAUAGCUCCUCAUGCAAAGGUUUCGGUGAAGUUAGUUGCUGAAGCUGGAAUUGGAACAGUUGCUAGUGGAGUUGCGAAGGCGAAUGCAGAUGUUAUCCAGGUCUCUGGGUUCGAUGGAGGAACGGGAGCUAGCCCCAUCAGCUCGAUUAAGCACGCUGGAGGUCCAUGGGAGCUUGGUCUGGCUGAAACUCACCAGACUCUCUUGGCCAAUUCUCUUCGUGAGAGGGUAGCGCUGCGAGUGGACGGAGGAUUCAAGAGUGGAGUGGAUGUGAUUAUGGCUGCAGCUAUGGGUGCUGAUGAGUAUGGUUUUGGGUCACUUGCUAUGAUAGCUACCGGCUGUGUUAUGGCUCGCAUUUGCCACACGAACAACUGCCCUGUCGGUGUUGCCAGUCAGCGUGAGGAGAUGCGCGCCAAAUUUCCAGGAGUUCCUGCAGAUCUCGUUAAUUACUUCCUCUACGUUGCUGAAGAGGUUCGGGGCAUACUUGCCCAAUUAGGGUACGAAAAACUUGACGACAUCAUUGGAAAGGCCGACAUCUUGAAGCGUCGGGAUGUACAACUUGCCAAGACCAAGUCACUGGACUUAAGCUUCUUGGUGGCGAACACCGGAAUGCCGACCUGGACCAGCACACAAAUUCGCAAGCAGGAAGUACACUCGAAUGGCCCAGUUUUGGACGAUACUAUUCUUGCUGACCUAGAUGUUAUUGAAGCGAUUGAAAACGAGAAGACUAUCGAGAAGACCAUCAAAAUUUAUAACGUAGACCGAGCUGUCGGGGGCCGUGUCAGUGGUAGAAUUGCUAAGAAAUACGGAGAUACUGGCUUUGCAGGGGAAAUCAAGUUGACAUUUGAAGGCAGUGCAGGACAAUCUUUUGGAUGUUUCUUGACUCCUGGCAUGCAUUUGCGCUUGGUUGGUGAAGCAAAUGAUUACGUUGGGAAGGGUAUGGCUGGAGGUAAAAUUGUAAUUUUACCUGUUGAAGGCUCUGGUUUCAAUGCCGAGGAUGCCACUAUAGUCGGCAACACUUGCUUGUAUGGAGCCACAGGAGGGCAGUUAUUUGCGAAUGGGAAAGCAGGUGAACGGUUCGCCGUUCGAAACUCACUUGCCGAAGCUGUAAUUGAAGGAACGGGGGACCAUGCUUGCGAGUACAUGACUGGCGGUUGUAUUGUGGCUAUCGGCAAGGUUGGUCGCAACGUUGCGGCCGGUAUGACUGGAGGCCUUGGGUACUUCUUGGAUGAGGACGACACCUUCCCCAGCAAGGUGAACAAAGAAAUCGUGAAAAUACAACGGGUUACUGCACCAGCUGGACAACAGCAACUCCAGCGCUUACUGCAAUCUCAUCUGGAUGAGACUGGCAGCAAGAAGGCGAAAGAGAUUCUGUCUAAUUGGGAGAAGUUCCUUCCACUUUUCUGGCAACUUGUGCCGCCAAGCGAGGAAGAGACACCUGAAGCCAAUGCCGAUGUGGAAGAUCGGAAGGUCGAGAACCUUGUUGCUCAACCAGCGUAAAGAGCACACCUCUUCUUGCUGUAUUUUAAGUCGUAGAAACCUAGCCAAGUUAUUGGUAACCUAGUUAAGUUUAACAGUUACACAGGUGUUUUUAACACUGGUGUAUCAAACUAGUCUUAAAAACCCCUUCGAUAUUCCCGCAACUCUUCUGUUGCAAGCCAUGCAAUGCUCGUUACUAAGUAGAUCAGAACUAGUGUUUCAUGGCUACUCCUUGAGUGUAGUAUACGAUUUGCACUCUGAUUAGAGUUGCCACAGCAUCUGCUUAGUUGUGGAGUACUGUCAGUAGAACAUUCUGAUAAGUUGAAAAUGUUGUAAAGCUUUACGUUUGUUUGACGCACAACAGGAUGCAGAUUUGUAACUCGGAAAAUCGGCAAUCCCAGAUAUCCAUUUGUCUGAAGCA